GGAGGGAGAGAGAGCUUCCAUUCAUUGGUCCAUUCCCCAAAUGCCUGCAAUAGCCAGGGCUAAGCCAAGUCAAAUCCAGGAGUCUGGAGCUGUUUCUGGGUCUCCCACAUGGGCUGCUGGGACUCAGCCAUCAUCCACUGCCUUCCCAAGUGCUCUGACAGGAAGCUGAUAAGCAGCAGAGGAACCAGGACUAGAACUGGCACUUUGAUAUGGGAUUCAGGCAUCUCAAGGUGGCUUAACCUGCUGCAUCACAAUGUCAGCCCCAGGCAGCCAACUUUUUUACUCUGACUCUUCUACAUUGUUUUCUAAGUUUUCCUGAAGGUUUGGAUUACAAAUAAGGUGUUCGUUAAUUUUUCAACAGACGUGCAGGGGUACUGUUUACACUUUACCAGUGAUGAGAUAAAGGAAACUUACGAUGGAAGAAGUUGGACAGAACCCAUUGAAUGACGUGUGCAAGAUGAUGGAAAUACCAAAUUUGGAAGUCACAAAACAGAAUCUUGACUACCUGAACUCAGAUCUUGAACAGGACCUGCAGAAACUGGAUGAGGCAAAUCAGAUUCUUCUUAGAAAAAUCCAAGAGAAAGAAGAAACUAUUCAAAGUCUGGAAACAGAGAUCACCCUGUCACUGGGGCGAGUCAAAGAGAAGGAGGAGUUGAACCACAUCAUACUAGAGAAGGAGGAAGCCUUGAAGGACCUGAAACUGGAGUCAGGACAACUGGAAAAAAGGAAUAAGCUCCUUAGCAGGAAUGUAGCAGAGCUUCAGAAGGAGAUUUCAAACAGGUUUCAGAAUGUUGGCCUUGAUCAAGGAAUCCUAAAGCAAAUGUUGGCAGAAUUGAAGGUAAAAGUACAGAUGACAAUGGAGUCCUGUGCAAAUCAAGAAAAGGAAAUGGCCAAGGUAGAGAGUGACUACCAGUCUGUGUAUCAGCUCUGUGAGGAUCAGGCCCACUACAUAAAGAAAUACCAGGAAAUUCUGAGGAAGAUGGAAAAGGAAAAGGAGGUGCUGCUUCUUGAAAAAGAAAUAUCCAAAGUCCAGAAUAACUCCUCCCAAAUUGUGAAGCCUGGAUCAAUUCUGGUGGAGACCAUCCAAAGCGACGUGGAGAGGACCAUCAUGAAGAAACAAAAGAGGGUCUUUUGGUACAGGCAUUUCCGGUGUCUUGUCUUCAUGGCCAUGAUCUUCAUUAGGCUGCUGGGUUACGUGUUUUUCCAUCUGCAGUACAUAAACCCGGACCUCCUUGUGGAUGCCCUGCCCAUGAGUGUCUCUCUUUCAAAUAAAGAAUAUGUUUGUAGAGAGACCACUAUGUUAGCCUACAUUUGGUCUGGGAGUCCUGGAGCCUCGCUGGGCAUCCACCAGUUCUGCCCUGUACCGUUGAUACAACCUGCACUUGAAUGGAAAACUCUCCCAGAACUUCUAUGGUCUGUUCCACAUUUUCUUAAAAAUAAAGAAAAAGUCACAUGUUCUUUUGUUAGAUUCUCCAGUCACUCUGGAGUGAGGAUAAAGGGCAUUCCAUUAAGGAGCCAGUAGGAUGAAUAGAAGGCUUGUUCCUUUCUGUAAUUUUAAUGACACCUUAUCUCCCCUACCACACUUUUUAUUUUAUGUCUUAGAGGAGUGGGAUGCGCUGAAAAGCUGGCCUUUUUCACACGCAUAUGUGCUUUUACUCAUUCAUAAAUGAGAAGAAAAUUACCUUAAAAUUCAAAUGUGAAUAAAAGUCAAUGUGUAAAAUUGGAAAGUGCUUUAGAAACAGCCAAAUACACUUACACUUACCUAUUGUUCAAAGCCCAACUCAAAUUUCCUCACUUCCAACAUGCCUCCCGUGACCUCUCCUCGCUGCAGGCCACCUGUCUGGCCUUCCCCUCUUCCUGCCCUGUCCAUGACUGCCUUAUGGUGCCACGACUGAGUGCCUGUAUCUUGGGGUUUAUGAUGCCUUUGUACACAGCCCCUUAGAAUGGUGGCUUUACAAAGUGAGACUUAGGAAAAAAUCCCUAUGAUGGUUUGUAUUUCUUUCCAAGAGCAUCUGAGGAGUGAUAACUAGAAGCAUGGGUUUAGAUUGUAUAUUGUGAAAGCCCAGUCUUUUGCAACAAAAGACUAUUGGGAGUUGACAGCACAGAGAGAAGGGAGGUGAGGAAGGUACAACAAAACAUGAGGUCAUAUGUCUAGCUGGAGGUGUCUCCAUGGUUACUGAAGCUAAGCGGUUGAGGUGUCCUUUGGCAGCUCCUUCCUCCACACUGCUCAUGCUCUGGCUUCUCAGUGCCCUUGUCUCCUUUAGAGAACAUUCCCUAUGAAAUUUUCAGUGAAUUUCACAUGGAAGACAAUGUCGAUGUGCUUGCUUUGGCUGAGGACAUGGUUCUGUCCCAGAUUUUCUUUUUGUGGUUUGGGGAUAAGAUUGUCUCACAACAAGGCCCCUACAAAGACUGAUCAACACCGCCCUCUUGUGGCCAAAUACAAUCUUUGUGUUUCAGCUCCUUUACUCAAAGUUGUGAUGGAAUUGGAAACAGGAAAGAUGGAUCACAUGUCAUUCCUGGGCAAUUCUCUAUAUGCAUUCUAAUGAGUCUGUUUAGUCUUCAUUCAUUCAUUCAACAAAUAGUUACUGAACACCUUUGUUAGACCAUAUGGUGUUCUAGGUGCCAGGAUUAUAGUAAUGAACAAAACAGACACAAUUCUCUGCCCACUUUGUAGUGGGGAUGGGCAGACAAUAAACAUAUAAUUAAAUAUGCAAAUAUGACAUGAGGUUAGGUUAUUUAACAAAGUAAGUGGAGUAGGAGGCUCUUUUGUGGAUUUCCUGCUCACUCCUCUGAAAUGGUCCCUUUUUAAAGUCUCUUUAGGAUUGAAUACUCCAAGCUAAGUUUUGGUUUCUGCCAGGACAGUACCCUGGCUAAUACACUGUUCACUUGCCGGAGCAUCCCUGAGGCAGAAGGGGCAGAAGACUUUAGGACUUGUGGUGUAAAACUACAGGUAUAUGUGAGGAGAAGGGCUGCAACUGGACAGAAGCGCAUUCACAGAGUAUGUCCUGACCCAUUCCCAUCUGACCCUACAGUCCUCAUAAGUCCAUGGAAUUCCUGGGUUCUCCAUCACCAAGCCCUUCCAACAGACACAUCCUUGCAUUCCGACAUUCAAGACUUGGGAAGGCGACUUGGAAAAUACGGACUAAGUGGCCCCUCACUUGCAGUCAGCCAUCCAGCAGGAUUAUGCAAACUUGAAACUGGGCUGGAUGUAGAUUGGAAAAGCAUAGACAUUUUGGCUGCCCAAGAUAGUCUGCCUCCAAGGAGGAAGCUGGUGCCAGAAGGGCUCUGAUGGUGUUCCCAUGUCUUGGAAGCAGAAAAGAGAUAACGACGCUUUACCUGAAUAGUGCUAAACUGGAAACAUGACUUGCGGUGGGAGCUCACCACCCUCCCAGAUAUCCAUACAUUUCCAAAAAACUUUAAUAAAAUAAUUUAAUGUACUUAGCACAGCAAGGGACACAUGAUGUCAACCAAUACUAGUUUUCUUUCCCUUUUGUUACAAAAAAGUUUGCCUUCACCUGAAGCUAAUUUUACAAAGCAACACAGAGAAAAAGGCUGGCUCCUUCCUAGUUCAGUCCCAAAUACUGGAGAGAAGUUGCUCAUGAAGCAAAGAGGUUUAUUUUGCUCAAGGUUUUGGCAAUUCACCAUCCAAGACUGGAGAGGCCCCAUUGGUUGAAGUGUCUGGUGAAGUCGGAGGACAGCAAUGGAAGAGCAUUGCAGAGGAAGCAUCGCAGAGUGAGCCAGGAACAGAGGGAGCGGCUGGGCCCGGUUUAGCCUUCCCUAGGCAACCCUCUCAUGAGAACAAUCGUGCAGAGGCAUGCUCCCUAUGACCUAAGGACCUCCUUGUAGGUCCACCUCUUAGGCACCAUAACUGGAUUAAGUCUUCACUUUCUUCGCAUACUGAACGUGUGACUUUGGGAUUUGACCAUCUGCAUGAGUUUGGGGGCCACAGCCUGUACAAACCAUAGUAUCUUUUUAAAAUUGGACAGCUGUCUGCUACCCAAAAUGAAAAUUCCCUAAUCCUUUGAGCUCCUGUGAUCUUGGGUUCUAGAUCAUCUUAUUUAUCCUUCUCUGUACACCUAUUAAGUUGAACAGAAUACAGCAGAUGAUAUGAUGUCUGGCAAAGAACAGUAACCCUAUUCUUUUAUUCUGAAAACUAUGGCUUUCUUAAUGCUUUCUAAGAUUUCAUUAGCUGUUUUGGUAGCUGUAUCACACAAAGUAAUGUGUGGAGUCCACCAGGAUUAUGUGAAUGACUUUUUAUUCUACAUAUCCUGUUUUGUAUUUCUUGUUCAUAAUAUAAAAUGAUAAAUGCAGAACUUACCGCUUGCCACUUGUUCUGUUAACUUUCAUUUUGUUGGUUUCACUGCUUCAUUUAUUCCACUGAAAUUUUUCAAAAUGCUGCUUCUAUAAAGGAAUUGACUCCCCACUUCAGUGACCAAAGACAGGGUAGCGAGACAGGCACAAAGGAGGAGUAGAAACUGAGGAACUCCGGUUGCAGAAAGGAUUAAGAAUAAAAUUUGCUUUGGCUUUGCCAUAUAUGUUGAUGUCAGACAGCUAGUUAACCCUUCCUUUGAAACCCAAGGCCAGCAUUAACAGCAGCUGCAAGUUCCUCAGUAUUCUGAAACGGAACUUCUUUGAGUCUGGAGGCUUGAAUCCAAUUAAAUAGAUUGGGCACGCUAUCUUCUCACCUGUGUUAAAACUUAAUCACCUGUUAACUAUUUUGGACUCUCCUUUUUAUCGUGCUGAAGAUUAGGUUCCUUUGAUAGGAAAUAAGACUCUUCUCUCUCAACAUUAGACUCCAGCCCCAGGGGAUGGCCUAUUCCUUUCAUUUCUCCUUGUUCCAAACACAUUAGAAGAGCCUUUUAAAAACUGCACUCAUCCAUGGAGGAUGGCCCAAGUCCUUGGGCCCUGCACCCCAUGGGAGACCAGGAUAAGUACCUGGCUCCUGCCAUCGGAUCAGCGCGGUGCACCAGCCGCAGCAGCCAUUGGAGGGUGAACCAAUGGCAAAGGAAGACCUUUCUCUCUCUCUCUCACUGUCCACUCUGCCUGUCAAAAAAUAUAAAUAAAUAAAUAAAAUUAAAAACAAACCACUCAUACUCUCUUCUGGAAAGUCACAGUGUUUUCUGGAAAAAAAGCACUGAUAAGAAAGUCAAGCCUUGGACACUAGGCCCAGUUAUUUUGUUAACCCAAUGGUUGUACACAAGCCCCACUUACCUUCUGUGGGCCUGGGGUGAAUCUCCAGGUGACUUCUACAGUCAUUUAUGCUGACAGUUUUGGAUUCUAUGAAUCAGUCCAUUAAGGCAAAGCAGUAAGUGAGAAACAAUCCUCUUCCUAACGUUUCCAUCAGGCUUCGGCCUUCCCUGCAGACUUUUUCCUGGUGCUCCCUGUUUCCCAGGUGAUCCCUCAGGAACCUGGAAGUACUUUCGUCUCUUUUCCUUGUCAGGCAUCUCAGUGCGUAGUGUUCCUGUAAUUCCUAUCUUCUUGAGUAGUGUUUCUUAAGGAGUUACAGCACUGCAGUGCAGCAGGUCAAGCCACCACCUGUGAUGCUGGCAUUCUACAUCGGAGCACCAAUUUGAGGCUCUCCUGAUCCAGCUCCCUGCUAAAAUGCCUGGGAAAGCAGCAGAAGGUGGCCCAAAUAGUUGGGUCCCUGCCACCCACGUGGGAGACAUUGAUGGAUUUCCUGCUACUGGCUCCAGCCUGGCCCAGCACUGGCUAUUGCAGCCACCUGGAGAGUGA
Oryctolagus cuniculus (rabbit) is the source of this 5733-nucleotide messenger RNA. Lineage: Eukaryota; Metazoa; Chordata; Mammalia; Lagomorpha; Leporidae. The record is from RefSeq and is a predicted model, not a curated record.